Caenorhabditis bovis is the source of this 1221-nucleotide messenger RNA. The record is from the annotation of a GenBank genome assembly. NCBI's taxonomy places the organism in Eukaryota, Metazoa, Nematoda, Chromadorea, Rhabditida, Rhabditidae.
AUGUCCGACGAAGAGGAAGUGUACGACGAGGAGGAGCUCGAGGAGGAGGAAGAGGUUGACGCCGAGCCAGCUGAGGAGCAAACUGAAGAAGCUGAGGAGACCCCAGCUGAGGAGGUUGUUGCCCCUCCAGAGGAGAAGGCUCGUCGCCCUCCUCAACAGGAAGAGAAGCCUCCAGCGGAGAUGACUGAGGCUGAAAUUGCCAUGCUCGCCGCCAAGAAGCGUCACGAGGAAGAGGAAGCCGCCAAGCUCCUCGAUUACGAACAACGACGUGUUCUUGAAAAGGAAAAGAUCGAGCAGGAGCUCCGCGAGCUUAAGGAGAAGCAAGAGAAGCGUCGCGCCGAGCGUGAGGAGGACGAGCGUCAGUUCGCUGAGAGAAGACGUCAGGAUGAAGAACGCCGCCGAAAGGAAGAGGAAGAGCGCAAGGCUAGAGCUGAUGCUGAGAAGAUCCGCAAGAACGAGGAGAAGCUCCGCCGUCAACAAAUGAUGGCUGGCGCAUUCAACGGAAAUGCGGCUCCAGGUGGACGCAACUUCACUGUCACUUCCAAGGGUGAGCAAGCCGCUCAGUUCGGAAACUUGGCUCAGUCCAAGGGAAGCACUGUGAGCAAGGAACAGCUCGAGGAGGCUAAAAAGAAUUUCCUGGCCGCUGUCUGCCGUCAAGUUGACAUCUCCAACAUGAUGCCAAAUGACUUGAAGGAGAAGAUCAAGCAGUUGCACGCUCGCAUCGUCAAGCUUGAAGCUGAGAAGUACGAUUUGGAGAAGAGACGUGAACGUCAAGACUACGACAUGAAAGAACUUCAUGAGCGUCAACGUCAAGCUGCUCGUAACAAGGCCCUCAAGAAGGGACUUGACCCCGAGGAAGCUGCUUCAUCGGUCCAUCCACCAAAGAUCACCACCGCUUCCAAAUUCGAUCGUCAAACCGAUCGUCGCUCAUACGUUGAUCGCCGCUUCUUGUUCGAGAACGUUCAGCCGCCAAAGCAGCCGGCAAUUGCCCGCGGAACCGCUCGUCCGCCACCGGAAUGGGGACGCAAGACCAACGAGGAGCUCGAGCAGAUCCGCAAGAAUCUUGAGCCGCCAAAGUAUGUGGAGCAAGUCAAGAUUGAGGGUGCCAAACCUCCAGUCGAAGCCAAGCCACUUCAACUGCCUGACAAGGACUUUGAGGAAGAGGAGCCACAACCGGUAGCGGAGAAUCCAAACCUCGGAGAAGAAGUCGUCGUUGAAUAA